Vicia faba (fava bean) is the source of this 390-nucleotide messenger RNA. The record is from the annotation of a GenBank genome assembly. NCBI's taxonomy places the organism in Eukaryota, Viridiplantae, Streptophyta, Magnoliopsida, Fabales, Fabaceae.
AUGGCAAACCAAAUGUCAAACUUUUUCUGCUUCUUUGCCCUCUUGGUUAUAGUUUUUGCAGUUCAAUUUAUUCAGAUAGAUGGUGAAUGCUCAAAACUUGUGGGUAACUGUGAGACUUCAGAUUGUAAUAAACUGUGUAAUUUUAAAGCAAGAGGUGUUGGUGUUAUAAAUGCAUCGUGUUCAUCCUUACACUUAUGCACUUGUACUUUCGAUCGGCCACCACCAGGAGGACCAACACCUCCUUGCGAUUUUGUGUUGGGACUUUGCACUAAUUCUUGUAACUAUGAUUGUUGCGACAAAAAGUGUAAAGGUAGUUUUCCUAAUACGGGUAGUGGGACAUGUAUACAAGUAUGGGGUCGGGAUCUUUGCAUGUGUUCUUAUACCCGUUGA